CGGCGGCGGCGGGAGCAGCGAGUCGGGGCCGCCCCGGCUGCGCUUCACCCCGGCGGCAGCGGCGGCGGCGGCCACGGCGCCCGUGGCUCAGGAUGCGGCCGGGGGGCGCGCUGCUCUCUCUGCUCGCCGGUCUUGUGCUGCUGCUGUUGCUGCGCCUGCUCUGGUGCCCGGCCGACGCGCCUGCCAGUUUCAGGCUCCUGGUGGAGGAGAGCAGGGAGAACGUCCAUGGCAGCUUCGCGGCGUUGCGGACUCUCGGGAAUAGGGCAGUCCCCUUGCCUAACACCACCAACAGCACAGAGCUGGCAGAGCAGUCACCUCAGCUGACAAAGAGAUGCAGCAACCUGCAGGACGGCUUGCAGGCUUUACCUGACAGAAGCAAAGGGUACUCAGAGGAUGACUUCCUCCGGAUUAUCACAAACAUACAGAGCUGCCCAUGGAAGCGACAAGCAAAAGAAUAUGAGGAUUUUAGAGCAAAACUUGCUUCGUGUUGUGAUGCCAUUCAAAAUUUUGUUGUUUCUCAAAAUAACACUCCAGUUGGGAGUAAUAUGACUUAUGAAGUGGAAAGUAAAAAAGAAAUCCCCAUUAGACAAGGCAUUUUCCAUAUGCUUCCAGAGUCCCAGCCUUUUGUGGGACACCCUUACAAUCAGUGUGCCGUGGUGGGAAAUGGGGGCAUCCUGAAUAAGUCUCUCUGUGGAGCCGAAAUUGAUAAAUCGGACUUCGUCUUCAGGUGUAACCUCCCACCAACCUCAGGAAAUAUUAGCAAAGAUGUUGGCAGUAAAACAAAUCUUGUGACCGUGAAUCCCAGCAUUAUAACACAGAAAUAUGGAAACUUACAGCAAAAGCAAGCAAUAUUUCUGGAUGACAUUGCAACCUAUGGAGAUGCGUUCCUCCUUCUGCCAGCAUUUUCCUUCAGGGCCAACACGGACACAUCUUUUAAAGUGUACUUCACGCUCAAAGAGUCUAAAGCAAGACAGAAGGUCCUGUUUUUCCAUCCCAAGUACCUGAAGCACCUUGCUCUUUUCUGGAGAACUAAAGGUGUGACUGCGUACCGCCUGUCCACUGGCUUGAUGAUCACAAGUGUUGCGGUGGAGCUCUGUGAAAACGUGAAGCUGUACGGAUUCUGGCCCUUCUCUAGAACUGUUGGAGACAUGCCUGUCAGCCACCACUACUAUGACAACAAGCUGCCUAAGCGCGGUUUCCAUCAGAUGCCCAAAGAAUACAGCCAGAUCUUGCAACUGCACGUGAAAGGAAUACUCAAACUGCAGUUUAGCAAAUGUGAGGUAGCCUAAACGAAGAGUCUGAAAGGAUGAUAGCGUGAGUGGAAGGCAGUAGGUGAGUGACGUUUCUAAAGACCAAUGUGGAUUGCUGUAAAAAGAGCCUUAAAAUUUGGCUUGACAAAAAGCAACCUCCACAAAUCCUUCCAUCACUUUCAUCUCACGUUUCCUUCCUUGUACAGUGGAGACUGUAAUAUCUGACCCAUACAAGUGAUUUACA
Ochotona princeps (American pika) is the source of this 1494-nucleotide messenger RNA. It is a transcript of the gene ST8SIA6, whose product is annotated as ST8 alpha-N-acetyl-neuraminide alpha-2,8-sialyltransferase 6. Lineage: Eukaryota; Metazoa; Chordata; Mammalia; Lagomorpha; Ochotonidae. Gene Ontology annotation, molecular function: alpha-N-acetylneuraminate alpha-2,8-sialyltransferase activity. Bases 93 to 1289 code for a protein of 398 amino acids. Gene Ontology annotation, biological process: oligosaccharide metabolic process; N-glycan processing. The transcript is spliced from 8 exons. The record is from RefSeq and is a predicted model, not a curated record.